AUUUCGUAGAAACCAAGCGAUGUUUACAUCGGGCACCUGUGGAAAGACCAGGUUAAUGGAACGAUGAUCUUCUGAAAGGAGAUGGGUAACUUACAUCUGAGAGGCAGUUACCAUGGCAACAAGGAUGAGGACAAAUGCAGUGCAGAUUUCCACAAAAGAAUUCUGUCUGCCAAAUCUGGCCAGCUGCUUCACACAUGUUCCUUUGGAAAAUGGAUUCGCCAUCACAGAAAGAUUUGUGGAUUCACAGGGAAGACAGACUUCAGCACUCUGCGAGAAGCUCACCGACGCAGUGGGAUUCUCGUGAAGCCAGACACAACCGAGGGCAGAUACUUCUCUGUGAGCUGGAAAAGUAAAUCCGAGAUAGUGAUUCUGGAGAAACUGGCCUGGUGGGUGGGGUCUGUGAAGGUUCCGCGAGUCCCUGUUCCAGAUAUGGAGGACCCCAACUGGUUUCGUCAUGCUCAACAUAAUCGUACGCGCAAGGAGUGCAGUGUGGUGGGCUACCGAAAUGGCCUGGCUGUAGUCCAGAUUAACUGUGAUAGACAUUUCUCCAUUGCAAAAUUCUAUAUCCUAGAUUUGUACCAGAAGACAUGUGUGGGCCAUUUUGUGAUCAUGUAUCAUACACGUCGUUGGUAUGAGUGUUACAUAUCUCCAAACAAGCGGAGAAUCAUGUUGCGACCCGACCACUUGACUCGGGUUGUUGUUCUGCCUGACAGCUACGUUAUACAGAACCUCACCCUGUUCGUAGGUCCCUCAGAGGCCCCAGUAGUUGACGCUGUCCCCCCAGCCUUCAGAACCCAUGCCCUCACUUACAACGCUAAACUAGGUGAUGACUUUGUUAUCCUCGGGGCUGAUCAAGACAUUGAAAUAAGGAAACUUCCAGAUUGGUCUUUAGAGAAGCAUGUUCCAAAUCUUAAUAUUUCUGCUAGCAUUCACCAGAUACGAUCAAGUCCAACGGGGGAUUUCAUUGCUGUUCGCUACGUACAUCCUAUUCAUAGCCGAGAAUAUAGUACCAACUUUGUUGCCGUUCUCAGUUACCCCAAACUUGAUAUUCUGAUGAGGGUUGAUGUUCGUGGUUGUUACUGGCCAGUGUCCGAGGUCAUCAAUCUGCAGGUGUUUCCCCGAUUCUCCCCGAGUGAAACUUGCAUUGCUGUGAUGCGCAACUGCAGCUACAAGCGGAAGGUGUUUGUGUACAAGCUGCCCCCAGUCCAGUCCUCCCUCCAACACCUGUGUCGCAGGACAGUCCUUCAGAUAGUGCCCCUCAAGGACACGGAGAAGCUGCCGCUACCAAACAAAUUGCUCGACUACCUACAGUUCCGGGAAAAGACAGCCUCCAGUGCCUUCUAGGACAAGCAUUACUGACUCAUGAUGACUCACAUGUACUCACUUGCACUCUUUGGACUCACAUUUAAUCCACUGACUCACAUGUUCUCUCAAGUACUCCUGUCACUUACAUGGUCUCUAACGUACUCCACUGACAAGCAUGGACUCUCAAGGACUCAAGGAAUAUUAAGGAAUGUUAUAUAGCCUCACUGUUACACUUGAACCCUCAUUGUCUCUCACUGACUCUCAUGGACACACAUGGUCUCUCAAAUACUUUUUUAUUGUCUUACAAAUAUUCUCAUCUACAAACAUUCUAUUCUUAUUGACUCACGUUGUACUCAUAGUGAAUCUCGUGGACUUUCAUUGACUUUCACAAACACUUGUUGAUGCACAUUGUACUUUUAAUGAAUCUCGUAGACUCACAUAGACUCUUAAUGAUUUACAUUGUACUUUUAACGAAUCACUUUGACUCUCAAAGACUCACAACUCACACUGACUCACAUUGUACCCUUAAUGAAUAUCAUGGACUAAUAUGUGUCCUCUCGUACACUCAUGGGUUUUUUUCAAAUAUUUUUAUGGUCUCUCAAAUUAUCAUCUACAAAUAUUUAUUCUGUUGGACUCACAUUGUACUCUCCUUAAUGGACUGACAUGCUUAGACUUUGCAUAGCGUUUACAGUGGGUGUUAAACAAGGAACUACACUCUGAAAUGGACGACAUAAGAUAUCAGGGGAUUAUGUCAGUUGACAGGGAUUUAUUAGGAUUUCAGUGGGCUUAGUAACAAAUCUGUUGAAAAAUUAUCUUGUCCGCAAUUUGGAUGUUGGUAAGAAUGCAGAAAUAUUUGACCAGUGUAAAAAUGAGGUAAAAUAUAUUUUCGUAAACACUUAUAACAAAUAUUCGAAACUUUAAAGUGUGUUGCACAGUACAUGAAAAAUUCUAGUUGAGAUCGGAGCUGAGAAACAUUAAAAAGUACAGACAGCCCAAGAUUGAGAGUAAGAUUAGUCACAUUAGUGAAACAUUCUUGAUAUAUUGCCAUGUAGAGAUGCAACCAUAGCUUCUUAGAGUAUCAGAAAUUUGUUCCAGUGCAAUACAUACCGAAUGUUGUUUUAAUCCUAUCAUGUUAUCGCAAGAAUGUAACUUAGAAACGUGGUACAAAAUAGAAUAGAAAAGGAUCAAAACCACAUGGCAAUAUACUAAAUAUCUAUUUUGGUAAACCUCCUGAUGAUAUGUUCCAUAUUUACAAUACCGGUUUAACUGGCAAGAUUUGUAUUGCUGUGAUAAACCAACAGGGCCAGUAAGGGAUACAUACAUAAGAGUUCCAGAGAUUGUUUCCACAGAUCUUUUGAAAUAUUGAUUUGACUUGAGAAAUGUCCAAAUGUGUUAUCAGAUAAUUCCUAUGUCAGGAUUACGUAGUCAUUUUUUUCUGAUCUGGCCUUGAAGUCUCUCUACAACUGACAUGUCCACACAUUUCCUGCUUAAUGAUGUGGGAUUUUGUAAAUGUGAAAAUAUAUGAAAUGUUCCUACUCAGAGGCAGUAAAUCACAUUUGUGAAAUUGAUACUCAGGAAUAUAUGUAUAUUUAUUUCAGAUUUGUACAUUUCAUUGUAUGAAUACAAGACGUGAGUACUCAUUGCUGAUGACAAUAGUAGAUUGUGGGGAGCAUCGUUGUGCUUGUUAUAUGAGCAAAUCAAAUUAGCAAUAACUGACAAUGAAUGGGCUGCAC
This is a messenger RNA of Haliotis rubra (blacklip abalone), 3038 nucleotides long. RefSeq lists its product as uncharacterized. NCBI's taxonomy places the organism in Eukaryota, Metazoa, Mollusca, Gastropoda, Lepetellida, Haliotidae. Gene Ontology annotation, biological process: intracellular signal transduction. The record is from RefSeq and is a predicted model, not a curated record. The transcript has 2 exons. Bases 82 to 1344 code for a protein of 420 amino acids.